CAUUGAUCUUUUCAGAGUUUACCUGUAUAUAAUUGUAUACCUCUGUGGGUUACUUGUCAGGAAAGAAAGGAUUAAUUGUGUAUUAACACAACUAUUGUAAUUCUAGGGAAUACAUUUCAUUAUCAGACAUAAUUUUAGAUGAUUUUUGGAUCUGAUUGAAUGGUUUAUGAUGUAGAAGAAAUAUUUAUUUGAAAAUGGAAUAAGAAAAAAUGAUAAGCAGAUAGAUGUUUGUAUGGAAUUAGCAUUAUAAACCCAUGUGUUGACAUUAACAUCCAUGCUUCUACUGAACAUCAAACUGACAAUUAAUUAGCUUUCUAUAAAGGACUUGAUCAUUAGAGAUGGCGGGAGGAGUUGGAUUUAUACGAGUGAAACUUCUCCAGGUGGAGAAAGGGAGUUCAAUGGACUCAGUAACCCCAAUGUUUGACCCUUACGUAGCUGUAAAUGUGAAGGAGUCUGUUCAAACACCAGGUCGAGGUAUUCAGCAAGUUCAGAAAAAGCGAACAAUUUAUCCUGAAUGGAAUACAUGUUUUGAUGCUCAUUUGUAUGAUGGCAGAGUUAUCAACCUUGUUGUCAUGGAGAAACCAAAUAGAUUUUUAGCAGAAAUAACAUUAUCAGCAAAAGUAUUGGCAGAAAAAUGCACAGAUGGAAAUAUAGCAACUGCCUGGUUAGAUUUGAAACCAUCCGGAAGAUUACAGAUACAAGUCAGAUUUUUUUCAGAACAAGAAGAACAAGUGCCAUUUAUUGAUACUGAGAAAAAACAAGAGACAGGCGGCAUAACACGCAGACGAGGUGCAAUCAAACAAGCUAAAGUACAUGAAGUCAAAGGUCACCAAUUCAUUGCAAAGUUCUUCCGUCAAUUUACAUAUUGUUCAUUCUGUAAUGAGUUUAUAUGGGGACUUAACAAACAGGGCUACCAGUGUAAAGUUUGCAAUUGUGCAGUUCACAAGAAAUGCCAUUCACAGAUUUUGGGAACCUGUCCUGGAAGUGCUAAGGAUAGUAGGGAAACAAAGAUGAUGUCAGAGAGAUUCAACAUAAAUGUUCCACAUCGAUUUAAAGUAAAUAAUUACAUGUCUCCGACAUUCUGUGAUCACUGUGGCACCCUGCUGUAUGGUCUGUUCAGACAAGGUUUAAAAUGUGAUGUUUGUGGUGUAAACUGUCAUAAGAAAUGUCAAAAAUUGAUGCCUAAUCUAUGUGGAAUCAAUCAGAAAAUGUUGGCAGAAAAAUUAAAUGAAAUUAGAAAAAUGCCAAGUCAAAAGAAAGGCAAGACUGGCAUGUCCAAUAACACAUCAACCACUAGUGUACAUGUACAAAUGCGUAAUGGUAAAUCAGGGAAAGGAUCAAAGUCCUCACAAUUAAAUUCUGAUGGAAAGGAAGAUGAAAGUUCUGAUGACGAAUAUUUAGGUUACGACCAGAUUUGGGGAAAAGAUGGUGCCCCUUUACAACCUCCAGGUGGUGGACCUCCUGGUCCACCCAGAAAGAAAUUCACUACAUCUGAUUUUACAUUCCUUAAAGUUUUGGGUAAAGGAAGCUUUGGAAAGGUCAUGUUAGCUGAACAUAAGGGAAAGAAACAGUAUUAUGCUGUUAAGGUACUUAAAAAGGAUGUAGUAUUAGAGGAUGACGAUGUGGAAUGUACAAUGAUAGAAAAACGUGUUUUAGCAUUGGGUUGCAGCCAUCCCUAUCUGACACAUUUACACAGUACAUUUCAUACCCAGGGUCAUUUAUUUUUUGUAAUGGAGUAUUUAAAUGGUGGAGAUUUAAUGUUCCAUAUACAGCUGUCAGGGAAAUUUGAAUUCCCUAGAGCACAAUUUUAUGCAGCUGAAAUAUGUUUAGGAUUAGAAUUUUUGCAUUCCAAUGGUAUAAUUUAUAGAGAUUUAAAAUUAGACAAUGUGUUAUUAGAUAAAGAAGGACAUAUCAAGAUUGCAGAUUUCGGCAUGUGUAAAGAGAGAGUAUUUGGUGAAAAUAAAGCAACAACUUUUUGUGGGACACCUGAUUAUAUAGCGUAUGAAAUAUUAAAAGGCCAGAAGUAUAACUCUUCAGUGGAUUGGUGGUCUUUUGGUGUAUUAUUAUAUGAGAUGUUGAUAGGACAGUCACCUUUCCAUGGUGAUGAUGAGGAAGACUUGUUCCAUUCCAUCAUGAACGAUACACCACAUUAUCCAAGAUGGCUUGCCAAAGAGGCUUCUUCAUUACUUAGUUUGCUAUUUGAAAGAACUCCAAAAGUUCGUAUGGGUAUGCCUGAUUGUGUAGCAGGACCAAUUAGAAUGCAGGCAUUUUUCAGGAACAUUGAUUGGGAGAAAAUGGAAAGACGAAUGGUUGACCCACCAUUUAAACCUACAAUUAAAUCUGCUCAUGAUAUAUCUAACUUUGACACUGACUUUACAAUGGAAAAACCAAACAUAACACCACCAGACAAGGAUUAUAUCAAAACAAUGAACCAGAAAGUCUUUAUGGGAUUUAGCUUUACCAGUGCUAUGGCUGAUGAAUGAACGACCAUUUAAAUGACUCAUUACAAAUGCUCAUAUAACAUUGUACAAUCAAAUGCAAUCUGUGAUACGAUAAUUGUAGAAAAUUAUUGCAUGAUACACUGUCAUUUAGAAUUGUUUCGGUUAAUAGCAGUUAGAGGUUUAAUAUUUAUGUUUAUGGGCAAGUUGGAAAUGGGCACUAAGCUCCUACUGAAUGAGAUAUAGAAAUGAAACAUGUUGUUUUCUUGAUAGUUGAAUUUGAAAUAACCCAUGAAACUUGUAAAAAAAAUUGAUAACAUCUUAGUCAGGGGAACCUAUGGCUUAUUUGUACAACAGAGCGUACUUAUGCACUAAAACUUGCAUUAUUACUGAUGCAAUCAUUUUAGUGGCCUUCUGUUCUUUCAGUGUACGUCUAUUUAGAAUGACGGAAUACAUGAUGCAGAGUGUAGUAGAUACUCCUCCUUUCUAAUAUCUUCCUGUUAAUAUGUUUGCAUGAAGUUGGAAUCAUGUCAAAAGAUGUUAAGGUUCUUAUUCAAUACCUAAGGUGGUAUACACACAUAUAUAGUCAUUGAUCACUCUUACAGAAGCACCCAAUUAUUAGGAAAACGAGAGAACUGAGGUAUAAAAUUGAUUGGGAUAACUCGUUAUCAUGUUCAUUAUUUGAGUCAAUGCCUUUUAAAUUAACCAUUUUAAUAAUAUUGUUCAAUACCCAAACUCAAAUUGGAUGAUCCCAAAUCCAUAAUGAAAAUGUUUUGAAAAAUAACUUACCCAUGGUCAUUCUCACCAAGUUAAGAUAAACCCAAGAUUCACGCCCAAGAUUUAUCAAUUUUAUCAUAAAUCAUUAGUUGGUGAACUCAGCAUAAUUUUAACGAACCAUCCUUGGGAAUUCAUCUUGCCUGUUUGCUCUAAUUUGCAGUGUGCAUUUAUUUAUAUGUUUCAAUAAUAUGUUGAGUUUUUGGUUUAAAUUAUGUACUAAGUCUUGCAACAUUUCAUCAUCACAUUUUUUUUUAAUUUUGAAAGGACCAACUUUGCAUGGCAACUAAUAUUGGAGAUAUUUUCUCUCUCUUUUUGAAGUUUUUGCUGAGUUUGUAUAUUAAAUUCUUGGUGGUAGAUAUUCUUGCCAUAUAUUGUAUACAUUAUGAGUUGACUGGUUGGCACUAAACACCUGAAUCAUUGAUAUACAAUAUAAUGAGAAUACAGGGUUGUGUUUAGUAUUGUAGCAGCGAAGUAUAGCCGAUAUGUCCUAGAUAUUAAUCUAUGCUGAACAAUAUGCUAUGUAGCUAGGCUAACAAAGUUGGUGUUGAUAAUACUAUCAGUCCGAGGCCAUUUUGGUUUCUCUAAAUAGCAUGAAUUUUUUUAUUUAGAUCUAAUAAGUGUUAAGUUCAGUAGUCCGAAUUAUUUAAGUAAACCUACAUAGCGGCUGCAAUGUUGAAUGUAAACCUGUACUAUAUUUGAUAGGAAAAUAAAUCUUUAAAUUAUUUCUCUAAAUGAUGUUUUACUUUCAUUACACUUUGCAAUAGUAAUAUGUAAAUUGACUUUAUUUUCCAUUUGUAUAUUUAAUUUCAUUUCAUUUACAAAUUUUAUUUUGUCAUGCUAUGAUUCUACAAAGUAGAUGAAGACUGAUUUUUUUAAGGGUAACAACAUCUUUGUCAACUGCACAUAAAAUAAACAUAUACCAUUA
Molecule: messenger RNA, 4140 nt
Organism: Mytilus californianus (California mussel)
Lineage: Eukaryota; Metazoa; Mollusca; Bivalvia; Mytilida; Mytilidae
Product: protein kinase C delta type-like
Exons: 19
Coding region: 339-2483 (714 amino acids)
Biological process (GO): protein phosphorylation
Molecular function (GO): diacylglycerol-dependent serine/threonine kinase activity; ATP binding
Source: RefSeq, a predicted model, not a curated record